Messenger RNA from Ciona intestinalis (vase tunicate), 2266 nucleotides. NCBI's taxonomy places the organism in Eukaryota, Metazoa, Chordata, Ascidiacea, Phlebobranchia, Cionidae. The record is from RefSeq and is a predicted model, not a curated record.
GAGCGUCAGUUAGCGGAAAACGAAACAAUAACUAAUUUGCGCUCGGGGGCGAUAUUUGCAAGCUUGAUCUUAGCAAAAUAAAGUUUCAGCUACAAGCUACUAAAAUGAAUGAAGUUAAAACGGAGACACAAGAAGAAAUUAAUGACGAAGAUGACACGACACAUGCAACUGUUCAGUGGUUUGAAUCUUUGGAACUCGCAAAACAGGCGAUUAAAGAUCAUGAAAUAGAAACUCUUUGCAAAUAUAACUUUCUUCGAAGUUCAACUUAUGAUUCACAACACCGCAUACGAUGGGAUGCAGAUUGUAUUCCAUAUGUAAUACAACGUUCGUAUAAAUUUGAAUGCCAACAUGGAAAAAAUAGAAACAAAAUAAACAACACGAAACGCCAGAGUGCGGUCUUUUCUGAGAGAAAGAAAACUUAUAAUUGUGUAAAAGAAUCAAUUAAAAAAGAUUGUCCAGCUUCUGUAACAAUAAGAGAAGCUUUCAAGUUCCCUAAUUUUCAGGUGUUUAAUCCAACUUUACGUAAGAAACGAGUAAAGUCCAAGUGUUUACGUCGAGCUAUGCAACUUAAUCAACCAUUAGAUAAAGUUAAUGGAUGUUAUGUUAAGUUCCCAACUAACAGUGAACACCAAGGACAUGCAUUGGGUGAAUCUGCAGGUAGUAUGCAGCAAAUGGAUGCAGCAGUCAUCAAUAGAAUUAAAAUGUUGGUUGCCCAAGGAGUAAAAUCUAUACCACUAAUUAAAGAGAAUUUAAAAAAGUUUGUAUUAGAAGAACUCUUUAAGGAUAAACCACCUCCUGCAUUGACCAAUAGAAGAUUUUUCCCAACAGAUAAAAACAUUAGAAACCAUUGUUAUUCCGCCGCUGUGAGGCUUGGUAAACAGUCAAUACCAGAUGAUGAGUUUUUGCUUGAAACAGUUAAACCCGAUAUUUAUAACAAUAAUAUGGUCAAUAUUAUUAUUGAGUCAACAGAAGUUGUUGAUACAAAUCAAACUGCCCGCUUAUUGGAGUUAGUUGACUUAAUAAAAGAUGCCAUACAUGGUGUUACUUCAGUGGAUACUUUGGUUCAAGCAGAGGUUUUGUUGCAGCAAACAUUACAACUUGUUCAAAGUUCCCAUGAGAACACUGAAAGUACUUUAUGCAACCAAACUGGUUCAUUAAACAAGAAAAGAAAACUUCCAACUGACACUGAAAGUACUAAUGAUCAACAACUAAAACGUCGGAGGAGUGAAACUAUUUUGAGAAAUCGUUCAGAUGAAGACAGAUUACAGCAACCACUUGAUAUUCAAACAACAUCCAGUGAAUCUGGGAAUGCAAUUGUUCCUUAUGUCAUUGGUGGAAGUAUUGAACAUACCAUGGAAGGUACAUCUCUAUCAAAAGUUUUGCUGGAUAUUAAAGUCAGUGAUCCAAGCCAAGAAUUAUUAAAGAUAGGACCUUAUACAAUUACAUAUGGACAAUUGUUAACAUUGGAAUCAGAGUUGAGUAUAACAGAAUAUGAAUCUGCAUUAGCGCAUGAUCAUCACCUUACUAUUGGAUGGUUAUCUGAUGCCAUUAUCAACAGUUACUUAUGGCAGUUAUGUUCAAGUUAUGAUCAUGUGAUAUAUGCUGAUACAAAUAUUGCUGAGGUUAUGAAACAUGGUGGGUCCAUUGGUCAGUUAUGGCAAAAUGGUAAUUUGAAUGACAAAGCUUUGGCUUUUAUUCCAUGGAACCCUAGAGGUUUACAUUGGGUUUUACUUGUGAUUGACAUCAAACAACACAAACUUUUAUAUUUGGAUCCAAAUCAAUCUGAUGAUAAUAAUAGAAACAAGGAUAUGUAUAAAGCAAAGUCUGUUAUUGAAAAAUCAUUAAUGAACAAAUUCAACUUCUCUUUGUCUUCAAUUGCCACAAAUUCGAACAAAACUUCUCAAAAUGAUAAUUUUAACUGCGGUGUGUACAUAUGCAUGUAUGCCCUAUGGUUAACAAAGGGAAUGAAUCUAAUACAACCUAAUAAACCACAUUUAUAUCGAAGACAAAUAUUCAACACUAUAAUCGGACAUUGUUCACUUAGUGUUGAAAACAAAGACAUUUGUAAAGUUUGUCAAUUUGAUGUUAAAGAUAACAUCAGCACUGCUUUAGAAUGGGUUCAAUGUUUUGCAUGUAAACAAUGGUAUCAUAGUCGUUGUGUUGGUCUGAGUGAUGAUCAAGUACUUUGUAAUUUCAAUUUUGUUUGCCCUGAAAUAUGUUACUGUUGAAAUUCUAUUUGUAUCAAAUAAAAGCAAAAGUAGUGAAA